Messenger RNA from Penicillium waksmanii, 2100 nucleotides. RefSeq lists its product as uncharacterized. Gene Ontology annotation, molecular function: DNA binding; protein dimerization activity. The record is from RefSeq and is a predicted model, not a curated record. Bases 1 to 2100 code for a protein of 699 amino acids. The transcript is spliced from 4 exons. NCBI's taxonomy places the organism in Eukaryota, Fungi, Ascomycota, Eurotiomycetes, Eurotiales, Aspergillaceae.
AUGGAUACCUCUCGUACCCAGUAUGUUGAAUGGUGGUUAACCACUGAAUUCGGCCAGAAAAAAGACCUGCGGAGAACGAUCAAUUGGGAUAGUGACCAAAAGAAAUCUGCAGCUUGGAGCUCAUUUGAUCAGGUUGCUCAUUCAAAGACGGGUGAGCCAAAGGUUAUGUGCAAACGAUGCUGUGCAGUGGUUAUUCAUCCUGGAUAUAAACGCUCUGGCCCUUCGCCCAUGAAGAAUCACCUUACAAGUGCUCAAUGUGCUAAGCCACAGUUAAAAAAGACUUCGAAGCAAGGUAUCGAUAAGCUACUUCGGAAUAUGGCAUUUAUGGCCAUCACUGGCUAUUUUAUUGAUGAAGAUUGGAACUAUCGUGAGGUUCUUCUCGGCUUUGAGCACCAGCCUGGAUCACAUACAGGGGCCCAUCUCAGUGAAACUAUUCUACACAUCUUCAAGAAGCACCAGAUUACCAAUCGAGUGCUCUCAAUCACAACCGAUAAUGCAUCCAACAAUACAAAGAUGAUCCAAGCCGUCCAAGAGCUGGCUGGGCCUCUGACGCUUGGUGAUACUCCGAUAUUCCGCAUUCCCUGUAUCGUGCAUGUUAUACAGCUAAGCCUACACGAUCUUCUUGGGAAAAUCAGAGCCAAUCCAAAGAAUACUGAAGCGGAGUCAGAGUGGCCAGAAUCACGAACAAAAUCAAUCCAGUCUUCCUCAGAACAAUCAUCAGGUAAUAUCACAAAUACGUUAAAGAAGAUCCGAGAGCUUGCUGUAUUUAUUAAUGCUAGUCCUCAACGACGUGAUGCUUUCCAGGCUCUUCAAACAACACCCAUCAGGCUUCUGCCAAUCCAGGAUGUACGCACACGCUGGAAUUCAACAUUUCUGAUGCUCGAUCGUGCUAAGCGACUACAGCAAGUAUUUGAUCUAUACUGUACUACACAUCACUAUUCCCAUUUCAAGCUCUCUGCAGAAGAAUGGCGUCAAGUGGACUAUCUUUUCCUUAUCACAAAGCCGUUCUUUGAUAUGACGAAUGUGCUAUCAAAGACCCGUGAUGUAACAGUUCAUUCUGUGUUCAGUAUCUAUAACAAAGUGUUCAAUCAUCUUGAUGCAGCUGAAGAAAAGCUUGAGCGAAAGGGUGUUCUCUGGAAGAUUAAGAUGCUCCAGGCACUACGUGCAGCCAAAGCUAAGCUUAGGAAGUAUUAUACAGCGACUGAUACUGAGCCAUAUGGAGCAGUCUAUGCAAUUGCUACUAUCCUCUGCCCAUCUAAGAAGCUCCGCUACUUUGAUAAUGAGGACUGGCGAGGGACUCAUGCAAAUGGUGAGCAGGCUGACUUUAUGAAGAUCUAUCGGGACAAGUUACAAGCCGAGUUUGAACGCUACAAGCAGCGUAUUCUCCCCCAGAUCAAUACGACAGAACCCAAAGCCUCUCAGGACGAUCCUGAUGACGAUCUCGCUUUCAUCAUGGAUUCACAAACAGCUCUCCAACCCGAGGUAGAUCAGCCAGUGGAUGAGAUCACCCAAUAUCUCUCAAAAGGCCUUACAAGAGUAAACCCUCGUCUCUUCUGGAAGGAGCAUGAGCAGGAAUACCCAGUGCUUGCAGCGCUAGCCCGGGAUAUUCUCUCUACUCCUGCAAGCGGUGCUGGUGUUGAACGGCUCUUUAAUUGUGCCCGCGAUAUCUGCCACUAUCGCCGAGGCAAGCUCAAACCUGAAACAAUCAAAGAGCUUAUGCUCCAUUUCUUCUCGUCUAAGUUCGAUCUCCAGCAAAGCGAGCUUGAUCUGAUUAAGGAGUAUACCUUAGAGGGAGAGGAUGCUAUUCUUAAUGAGUCAUGGAAGCCUUCUCCAGCACUGAAUGAUAUUGAUCCUACUAGUGACGAUGAGGAGGAGGGUAGACACCAAGCUGAGGAGCUACUAGACGAACCAGAGAGUGAUUUGGAGAGCGAAGCAUACCUUGCGCAGACUACAACACAGAGUAAGAGGCCACAUCAGGCUAUUGAGCCUCAAGACAGUGAUGAUGGUGGCCUUCCUCCUCCUGAAAUGCCAACUGAGGAGGCUACGCAGGGACGAUCAGGGAGGAUUCGGAAGAGGCCAAAGAUGCCGGAUGGCUUUUAG